UUGUAUUGACGUCAGAGAUAUGGUGAGGGUUCCAAACAGGUUAGCUGUAUUCUAGAAUUGGUCUAGCAAAUGUUUUAUAUUUAUUUUAUUUAUUUAUUUAUUUAUUUAUUUCGAUUUUUAUACUGCCCUUCUCCCGGAGGACUCAGGGCGGUGUACAGCCAAGUAAAAAUUCAAUAUAUAAACAUUAAAAAGAGGUUAAAAAGAAAUAUUAUAAUGUGACCAAAAUUUUAAAACCAUUUAAAAUCUUAAAACAUAAAUACCCCAAUAAAAUUUCAAUCCGGUCCCGCUUGAAUAAAUAGGUGCGUUUUCAGCUCACACCGAAAGGUCCGAAGAUCAGGCAAUUGACGUAAACCGGGGGGAAGUUCAUUCCAGAGCGUAGGAGCUCCAACAGAGAAGGCCCUUCUCCUGGGGGCCGCCAGCCGACAUUGCUUGGCGGACGGCACCCUGAGAAGGCCCUCUCUGUGUGAGCGUAUGGGUCGGUAGGAGGCACAAGGUAACAGCAGGCGGUCCCGUAAGUACCCGGGUCCUAAGCCAUGGAGCGCUUUAAAGGUGGUAACCAAAAUCUUGAAGCGCACCCGAAAGACCACAGGAAGCCAGUGCAAGCUGCGCAGGAUUGGUGUUACAUGGGAGCAACGAGUUGCCCCCACUAUUACCCGCGCAGCUGCAUUCUGGACUAGUUGCAGCCUCCGGGUGCACUUCAAGGGCAGCCCCAUGUAGAGAGCAUUGCAAUAGUCCAAGCGGGAAGUGACAAGGGCGUGAGUGACCGUGCAUAAGGCAUCCCGGUCAAGAAAGGGGCGCAACUGGCGCACCAAGCGCACUUGGUGGAAGGCCCUCUUGGAGACGGCCGCCAAAUGAUCGUCAAACGACAGCGCCCAUCCAAGAGGACACCCAAGUUGCGCACCCUCUCCGUUGGGGCCAAUAACUCGCCCCCCACAGCCAGCUGCGGCUGCAGCUGACUGUACCGGGGUGCCGGCAUCCACAGCCACUCCGUCUUGGAGGGAUUGAGCUUGAGUCUGUUUCUCCCCAUCCAGACCCGUACAGCUUCCAGACACCGGGACAGCACUUCGACAGCUCUGGUUAGUAGUGUAGUGUUUUUGGAAAAGAAGCUACGCAAGAUUAGGUUUACAACUCUUAGAGCCUUUUUUGCUAUGUAUUUGCAGUGGGCUUUGGCACUUAGAUCAUUUGACAUGAAAACUCCAAGGUCUUUAACGGGAUGGGGGUCAUCUGUAAGGUAAUGUCCAUCAAGCAAGUACUUAGUGUUUGGGUUCUUUUUUCCUAUAUGUAAGACUGAGCAUUUGCUGGUUGAGAUUUGGAGUUGCCAAGUUUUAGACCAAGCGGUUAGAUGAUCAAGGUCCCUACCGCCCACUAGUGGGUGUUCCAGCUUUCAUGGUGGGCAGUAGGGGUUUUGUCUGAUACUGAAGCACUUUCCUUUUUUAAAAUUUAAUUGACUUUAAAAAAAAAUAAUAGCAUUAUUUAAAAACAUUUUCAUUAGGUUUUCAUAUAAUUCCCCGUAACAAUUUAAAUUUCUGAAAAUAGACUAUUUGUAUCGCCCGCGCAUAAGUUCACGUUACCCAAGUGAAACUAAAUGGCGCUAGAGCGCGACCGCAAACAGAAGAGCCUCGUCCCAGAAUAGCUCAUGUGUCUCCCCCCCACACCACCCAGCUGUAACAAACAAGCAGAGCUGGUAGCCGGCGCCCCCCCAACCCCAAUCCACGAUGCGCGAGAGGCAUGCGCAGACAACAAUACACUUUAUAAAUCACCAUUACUGUGGAACCGGUGGGCGGCUAGAAAAUUUUACUACUAAAAGAGAUACAAAAGUGGGCGGUAGGUAUAAAAAGGUUGACUACCCCUGGUCUAAGGUUAAAGUUUUGGGGGUUUGGGGAAGAAAUCACAGAGUCAGGUAGUGCAUUCCAGGUGUUGACCACUCUGUUGCCAAAGUCAUAUUUUCUGCAGUCGAGUUUGGAGCAGUUUACCCUGAGUUUGUAUCAGAGAGUCUUGUGGAGGUGCUUUUCAGAUUUCCUUGAGAAGAACAACCCUUGUUCCCCAAAAUGGCUCAGAAAAUCCCUUUGAGCCAGGUUGGUCCUAUGAGUGGAAAGUCUUCUGCCGAUCCAAGAGAUUCUUUGGUGCUGUGGAAUCAUACAGACAACAAGGCGCCACAAGACACAGCAAGGGAAGCAGAAGGAAAAGGGUCCCACGCUGUCGAGCCUGGGGCUCCCGGGGAAGUCUGGGAACAGGCCAAGAAGAACAUUCUGGAAGAAGAAGCCAGUUGGGUUGCACAACAUCGCCAUAUCCGUGACUUCUGCUACCAAGAAGCCGAAGGGCCCCGAGACAUUUGCAGCCGUCUCUACCAUCUCUACCGUCAGUGGCUCAAGCCGGAAAUACACACAAAAGCACAAAUGCUGGACUUGGUGAUCCUGGAGCAGUUCCUGACCAUCCUUCCUCCGGAAGUAGAAAGCUGGAUCCGGGAGUGUGGAGCGGAGACCAGUUCCCAGGCGGUAGCCCUUGCAGAAGGCUUUCUUCUCAAUCAGGCCGAAGAGAAGAGGCUGGAAGAGCCGCAGGAACCCUUCGUGAGGACGUUUGCUGGACCCUCUAAAAUACGGGGAGAUACGCCAUAUCGUUCUCAGGAUCUGGUCUUACGAGGCAUAUCCCAGGAAGAUACAGAACUAGGGAACGGAAUGACACCGAUGGAAACAUCUCUUCUUUUUCGGGGUUCAGAGACCACGAUUGUACUUCCAGCUCAGGAAGAAGUGGGGGUCAAUUUCACGAAGGAAGAAUGGGCUCUCCUGGAUUCCAGCCAAAGAGUUCUGCAUGGAGAAGUCAUGAUGGAGACAUCAAGGAUCUUGGCUUGUCUCAGAGCUGAACGAGGGACAAAGAGCUAUAAGGAGCCACAUCUGGCCCCAGAGCCAACCAGCAAAAAUGAAAUGACUGAAGAGACAUUUUGCAGUCAGUCGAAACCCACAAGAGGUGACGGAAACCAUCUAAAAUACGGAGCAGAGAAAGCUGCCGCUCCCCCUGCGGAAAUCCAGAACUUCCAAAUCCAAUCAGAUUCAAAAGGAGAAAGAACAGAGAAGUGUCAAUUUUGUGGGGAAAGAAUAACGGAUAAAACGGACUCGUGUAAACGUUGUGGCACCCAGAAUAAAAUGGAACGACACGGAGGCACAGGAUCCAGAAGGUAUGACAACCGGCCCAACCCCGUGACUAUGACUUACUACAUAGCAGAGAAACCAUAUCACUGCACCGAGUGCGGGAAGAGCUUCCGUCAGAACUAUCAACUCAGUUACCACAAACGAACCCACACAGGGGAGAAACCCUAUAAAUGCAGCGAAUGCGGGAGAGGAUUCGCGCUCAGCUGUUCCCUGACUACCCAUAAAAGGACCCACACGGGAGAGAAACCUUAUAAAUGCCUGGAGUGCGGAAAGAGCUUCUGCAGGAACAGUUCCCUGAUUUCCCAUAGAAAGGUCCACAAAAAGGAGAAACCCUGUUAAGGUAAAGAAGCAAGGAAAGAGCUUUGUCGUUCUACUGGACUUAUUUCCUGAAAACGGAUCCAUGUGAUGACUUGGGGCACGGCACAGAGGCAACACAGGCAGCUGACAGCUCAAACCGCCCCUUUAUUGCUCCAACUUUCCCCCAAACGCUCCCCCGUUUCUGGCAGGUCCCAGAGCAAAGUGAUAACACCCAUACGUACACACACCUCCAGGAGCCUCUGGCAGCAAAUAGUCCAGUACAACGCUGCGAGCACAACAGCUGCAGAGCGAAAAACCCAGCCGGGCAAGGGAUUAACUCAAGGAGGAGAGCAAAGAACAAGGCAAUUAAUCCAGGAAUCGUCCGACUUCGGCAACAGCACACAACAUUCAAUGAAUUCAGCGUUUGUUCCCGACAAAUGUCCCUCCCCACAGUGUCUCCUUAAAGCUCAGUCCCCAGGUGUGCCUUGUAAAGAGGGGCAGGGUGCUCUCCUCCCGAGUCAUCGGGUCAGCCUGUGCUGUUCCUGCCUUCUGUCCUCUCUCCGUGCUCAAGGAUCAGGAGGGGGUGGUCCUUGCUCAUCGCCUGAGCUCUGUCUCUCAUGUUCACUGCUUAGCCUCUCUUUCUUGUGACCCAGGCCCAAGUAGAUAGUAAUAGUCCAUGGAAAAACAAACUUUAUUCUAACAGCUGGGAAUUACUUCAUUCCCAGCGUCGUUCAACUCAAAACAAAUGCCUCCCAACACAAAUUCCUCAGUUAUCUCACAAACCUUAGUCCAAUUAGGCAAACUGCCAAAGGUCCUUCCUGGCAAACGUCCAGAAGCCACAAAAACAAAGACAUAUUCAAAGCAGAAGACGCAGCUACAACAUUGUUUUCCGGCAAAGCUGAAACGCCGUUGCUGGUCUGUUUUAAGCCUUAUGGGAGGAGCCAAUCAUCUCUUGGCCCUACUCCCGAGUUGUCCUCUCUGCUUGAGCUGCUCUUGCCUUCUGGCAGCUCUUCUCAUGCGUGCAUUAGGAACAGGCUCCUCCUGUUCCUCUGCCUCACUACUAUCAGUCUCUGGAGGCUCUGGAGUCCGCACCUCACUUCCCGAUGGCCCUGGCCUCACCUCAGCCUCAUCGCUGUCCAACUCCGUUGCCAGCUCCAUAGGCUGAUGACAGAUCACAACACUCUUGUUCAUCCUGCCCCCGGUUCCUCCCUGCCUGCAAGCUGCCCCAAUCCUGAAAAGCCCUGACCUGACUGGGCCUGCUCCUCCCCACCUUCUUCCAAAGCUCGAUCUCUAUUGGCUCCAGUUCCAGCUCAUCUUCCUCCUCAGUUUCAGGCUCCGACGGGGGCGUGACAAUCCAUUCAAGCAAACGUACAUCAGUCAAACGUGCAUCAUUUUCUCCCAGCUGUUCUUUAACCUCCGUCACGGCCAUGCUCCGAAAUGUGAGGAGACCAUGACAUAAGUCUAAAGUUGGUGAAAUAUGAUUACUUAUAGAUUUAUAUACCGCUUCCACAGUGCUUUACAGCAGGGGUCCCCAGCCCCUGGUUCACGGACCGGCACUGCAGCAUGCCAGGAACUGGGCCACACAAACAAGCAAAGCCCCAUCCACGGGAUGCAGGCAGCAUACGAAACCACGCUCCCUCCGGUCUGCAGAAAAACCUCUCUCCGUGGAACCGGUCCCUGGUGGUUGGAGGCUGCUGCUCUACAGCCCUCUCUAUGAUCCUCAAUUUAGGACCCUAAUUGAGCCAGUUAUGAAGCAGGUCACUGCAUAGCCGUGCCUGAUUUAACUAACUUUUUUUUUUUUUUUGCGGUGAUUUAACGAACAAUCCCAUUAUACCCAAUUUUUUUUUCUGCUAGAAACCAGAAGUAAAUAUUGGUUUCCGAUAAAAGUGCCAUAAAUCACAGGUAACCAUGGGACAUGGUAUAAAGCCUUAAUUCCCUCCAGAAAUUAGCUGGCCACCCCAUCCCCACUCUGAUACUCUUUCGUAAGGCUCGGAAGAUGUAGUUGCACAACCAACCUCUUAUUUUUCCUCGGCCUCACCCUAGUUUAAAUCUUAUAGUCCUGGCACUCCAUGCAUCUGAUGAAAUGAGCUGCAGUUUUUUUACUAUGCUGCUAAAUUAUUAUUAUUUCUUCUUCUUCUUCUUCUUCUUCUUCUUCUUCUUCUUCUUCUUCUUCUUCUUCUUCUUCUUCUUCUUCUUCUUCUUCUUCUUCUUCUCCUCCUCCUCCUUUUCGUCCUCCUCCUCCUCCUCUUCUUCCUCCUUUUCUUCCUCUUCCUCUCCUCCUCCUCCAUCCUCCUCCUUUUCCUUCCUUCUUCCUUCCUUCCUUCCUUCCUUCCUUCCUUCCUUCCUUCCUUCCUUCCUUCCUUCCUUCCUUCCUUCUUUCUUUCUUUCUUUCUUUCUUUCUUUCUUUCUGUGCUAUCCUGGGGUAAUAUUACUCUCAAAGAAGAUAUACAAGUUUCCCUUCAUUAAUUUUUAUAACUGCUCUGGAAUAAUUUCACAGAAGGUGCUUGGAGCAGCCACAAAUAAUUGUGGCUGGUUAGAUAAUUAAAUAAUUUACGUAAUUAUUUAUUUAUUUAAAUAAAUAAAUCAAUAAUUACAGCCUGGUUAGAAACACAGCCUGAAGGAACCGACAUUUCCAGCUAUCUACUUUUUCUUUCUUGUCAUGAUCUUUAUGAUGAGGUGCAAAUUUUCCCAUCUGGUUUUUAAAAUCAAGUUUUUAUUUAGAUCUGUUUAUGCAUACAAUGAAGGGACGCGGUGGCUCAGUGGCUAAGAUGCUGAGUUUGUCGGUCAAAAGGUCGGCAGGUCAGCGGUUCAAAUCCCUAAUGCCGCGUAACGGGGUGAGCUCCCGUUACUUGUCCCAGCUUCUGCCAACCUAGCAGUUUGAAAGCAUGUAAAAAACGCAAGUAGAAAAAUAGGGACCACCUUUGGUGGGAAGGUAACAGAGUUCCGCGCGCCUUUGGCGUUUAGUCAUGCCGGCCACAUGGCCACGGAGACGUCUUUGGACAGCACUGGCUCUUCGGCUUUGAAAUGGAAAUGAGUACCGCCCCCUAGAGUCGUAAAUGACUAGCAUAUAUGUGCGAGCAGAACCUUUACCUUUUAAACAUACUGUGAUGUCUUGUGUCUUCUCAGCACCACCAGCUGUGGUCUGAAGGCCUUUCUUUGCCUUUUUAACUUUUCUUCUGUUCAAUUUCUAAUUUUGUUUUAAUGUUGUUGUUUUAACAUUUUAACUAUGCCUUUUCAUAUGACUGUAUAACUUUUAUUUGUAAAGUGCUCAGAGUCACACAGGUGAGAUGAGCCGUGUUGAAAUUUGGUAAAUAAAUUUUUAAAAACCACUA
Messenger RNA from Ahaetulla prasina, 6775 nucleotides. RefSeq names its product zinc finger protein with KRAB and SCAN domains 7-like. Gene Ontology annotation, molecular function: DNA-binding transcription factor activity, RNA polymerase II-specific; RNA polymerase II cis-regulatory region sequence-specific DNA binding. Gene Ontology annotation, biological process: regulation of transcription by RNA polymerase II. Lineage: Eukaryota; Metazoa; Chordata; Lepidosauria; Squamata; Colubridae. The transcript is spliced from 6 exons. The record is from RefSeq and is a predicted model, not a curated record. Bases 2049 to 3485 code for a protein of 478 amino acids.